UCGGAUUAUUUUGGUAGAUCCAGGCCCAAACUAAAAGUAACAUGAAUGCCGAAACGGAAAGAAUAAACACAUACAAACUAAAAAGUGUUGUCAGCUUGAUGGGAUGGUGAUCUGGUGCUAGUGGGAUGUCAGCAACACAGGAAUGCUGUGGAAAUUCCGGCUCAAACCAACCAAAUCAACUUUGUUCGUGCUGUUGGUGGUAUUGUUGACAGUUGUGGUAUGGAACUUCCUCACCUAUCGCUCCUUCAACAGGAGACAUUUUGAUCAGAUUCGAGAAAAGGAAGCUUAUUUCAUCAGCAAAUUAUCACAUUUGGAAAGAGAUAUAAAAGAGGAAGUGACUGCUAACGCAGAGCUCUUAGACAGGCUAAGAAAAGCAAACCCCUUCAUCAACCUACCCAAAGGCAAGGAAGGAGUUUUUCCAGUUUUAGUGAUAGCAUGUAACCGUGUGUCAGUCAACAGAGCUUUAGACAAGUUGUUAGAGUACAGAGUCAAUGCUACCAAGUUCCCUAUUGUGGUUAGCCAGGAUUGUGCUCAUGAGGACACGGCUAAAGUUAUACUGCAAUAUGUCACCUCUCACAAUAUUUCAUUGGUCAAACAACCAGAUACCUCAGAGAUUGCUGUUCCCAAGGCUCACAGUAAGCUGGUCAGCUACUACAAAGUGGCCAGACACUUCAGAUGGGCCCUUGAGCUGAUGUUUGUCCAUCUGGAUUUUAAUGCAGUCAUCAUUGUUGAAGAUGAUAUAGAAAUAGCGCCAGAUUUUUAUGAAUAUUUCUCUGCCACCUACCCCCUCCUGCAUGCGGAUCCAAGCCUGUACUGCAUUUCAGCCUGGAGUGACAACGGCAUGGAGGGAAAGGUCUCUGGUGAACCAGGCCGACUGUAUAGAACAGAUUUUUUCCCUGGUCUUGGCUGGAUGCUGGAGAAAAGUUUGUGGUUGGAACUGAGAGAAACCUGGCCGGCCACGUUCUGGGAUGAUUGGCUUCGUGCUCCUGAUCAACGCAAAGGGAGGCAAUGUAUUCGUCCUGAAAUUAGCAGGACCAAAACUUUUGGCUCAAAGGGUGUCAGCAAUGGGGCCUACUACACCAAAUACCUGCAGCAUAUCAAGCUGAACACGGAGUUUGUUCCCUUUACACUGCUCAACCUAUCCUACCUAGAGCAGGUGACGUACAACCAGACGUUCACUAGCCAGGUGUACAGCGCACCCCUCCAUGAGGACCCUGACGUAGUGUUCCAUCCCCUGGCCAACAAUGAUACGGCCGUACGGUUUGAGUACUCGGACAAACCACGUUUUGUCAAGCUGGCCGGGACAUUUGGUGUUAUGGAGGACUUUAAGGCAGGUGUAGCCAGGACGGCGUACAAUGGCGUGGUGACCUUCAUGCACAAGGGGAAGAGGGUCUACCUUGCCCCACCCCCCAACUGGGGGGGAUACAAUGUUUCCUGGUACUGAAACUCUGAUCCUCCAGGACCUGUUGGUCAUUCAUGUCAAGUUCUUGUAAGUCAUGUCAUUUACCUGUAUGUCAAUGAUCACAGAUAAUGUAUUGUCAUCUCAUGCUUCUGUGUGCUGCAACUUAAGUACAACUUCAAAUGACAUGUUAGGCUGACCUACUGGUCAAGUACAACUUCAAAUGACAUGUGUAGUUAGCUGACCAAGUGACUUGUGUUGGUCAAGCUCCACAUGUAAAAUAGCUGAUUUAUACAGGUCUACAUGAAAAUUCUAUCAAACAAUGAAAACAAACAGCUAAUGUUCAUGGAAAGGUGGUCAUGACAACAAUGAAAACAAACAGCUUAUGUUCAUGGAAUGGUGGUCAUGACAACAGCUUGUGAGUUGUUGGGUACGGUGGUGCUGGUUGUAUUGUCAGAUGUCAUAGGUUUGUCAUCUAAAUGUCAGAUGUCAUAGGUUUGUGGUUAAAAUGUCAGCUUUUUGCCUCAGAUUUUUAUUAAAAAUGUCACUUUUAUAGUAUGUGAUCAAAAUGUCAGUUUUUUGCCAUAGUUUGCGAUCAAAAUGUCAGUUUUUGGCCAUAUUUGUGUGAUCAAAAUGUCAGCUUUUUGCCAUAUUUGUGAUCAAAAUGUCAGCUGUAAGCCAAUCACCUGACAUAGCAAGGUUGUGAUAUUUUAAGAUUGACCAAAUAAUUAAUGUUGAUAAAAAACUAUUUAUUGCCAAUGUUUGUGUUGAUGAUAUGAAUAGUUUAUUGAAUACUUUUUGAUGACCUAUUGAAUAGUUUAUUGAAUACUAUUUGAUGACCUAUUGAAUAAUUUAUUGAAUACUAUUUGAUGACCUAUUUAAGAGUGGGUGUUACUGCUACUUUUUACAUUUUUUUUUUUUUUAAUGAAAGAUUUAUUUUUAGAAUGUAUUUUACUUGAAUCAUUCCCCUAUUUACUUUUUUAUUGAACUAUUUAAAAAAUGAAAUCCUUUUCACUAUACAAUAUGUAGUCAUCUAUUUUUCUUCCAUUUAACCACACUAGCAUAAUGAACCAGUUUUAUUUCUUAUGAAAUGUCCACUGUCCCAUCUUUUAUGAAAUGUCCAGUCCCAUCUUUUAUGAAAUGUCCACUGUCCUAUAAAAUGUCCACUGUCCUAUAAAAUGUCCACUGCCCUAUAAAAUGUCCACUGUCCUAUAAAAUGUCCGCUGCCCAAAAAAUGUCCACUGUCCUAUAAAAUGU
Physella acuta is the source of this 2656-nucleotide messenger RNA. RefSeq names its product alpha-1,3-mannosyl-glycoprotein 2-beta-N-acetylglucosaminyltransferase. Gene Ontology annotation, molecular function: alpha-1,3-mannosylglycoprotein 2-beta-N-acetylglucosaminyltransferase activity. Gene Ontology annotation, biological process: protein N-linked glycosylation. The record is from RefSeq and is a predicted model, not a curated record. Gene Ontology annotation, cellular component: Golgi apparatus. NCBI's taxonomy places the organism in Eukaryota, Metazoa, Mollusca, Gastropoda, Physidae.